Messenger RNA from Debaryomyces hansenii CBS767, 720 nucleotides. It is a transcript of the gene DPM1, whose product is annotated as dolichyl-phosphate beta-D-mannosyltransferase. The record is from RefSeq and is a predicted model, not a curated record. The transcript has a single exon. Bases 1 to 720 code for a protein of 239 amino acids. Gene Ontology annotation, molecular function: dolichyl-phosphate beta-D-mannosyltransferase activity. Gene Ontology annotation, cellular component: endoplasmic reticulum membrane. Gene Ontology annotation, biological process: protein O-linked glycosylation via mannose; GPI anchor biosynthetic process. Lineage: Eukaryota; Fungi; Ascomycota; Pichiomycetes; Serinales; Debaryomycetaceae.
AUGAGUACAGACAAAUAUUCUGUUAUCUUACCAACAUAUAACGAAAAAAGAAAUUUGCCAAUCUUGGUUUAUUUAUUGGCUAAAACUUUCCAAGCACAUGAAUUAGAUUGGGAAGUGAUCAUUGUGGAUGAUAACUCCCCAGAUGGAACUCAAAUUAUUGCCAAGGAGUUAGUUAAUAUAUUCGGCGAAAAGCAUAUUCAAUUAAGAGCAAGAGCCGGGAAAUUGGGAUUAGGAACUGCGUACGUUCAUGGUUUACAAUUUGUUACUGGUAACUAUGUUAUUAUUAUGGAUGCUGAUUUCUCACAUCACCCAGAGGCAAUUCCACAGUUUAUUGCCAAACAGAAAGAGCAGGAUUAUGAUAUUGUCACUGGUACUAGAUACGCAGGCGAUGGUGGUGUUUACGGCUGGGAUUUGAAGAGAAAAUUGGUUUCUAGAGGUGCCAAUUUUUUGGCAGCUACAGUCUUAAGACCUGGUGUAUCUGACUUAACAGGAUCAUUUAGAUUGUACAAGAAACAAGUGUUAGCCAAAGUCAUUGAUGAGACCAAAUCAAAAGGUUACGUUUUUCAAAUGGAAAUGAUGGUCAGAGCCAAAGCCUUAGGAUAUAACGUUGGUGAAGUUCCGAUUAGCUUUGUAGACAGAUUAUAUGGUGAAUCUAAGUUGGGUGGUGAUGAAAUUGUGGGCUAUUUGAAAGGUGUUUGGUCAUUAUUUACUAGUGUCUAG